AUGGGGGCCACAGGAACGGGAAAAUCCCGUCUCUCUGUUGACCUUGCCACCCAUUUUCGAGGAGAAAUAAUUAACUCGGAUAAAAUGCAAGUAUACAAGGGACUUGAAAUUGUUACAAACAAGAUCACACACACUGAGAAACAAGGUGAAAUUGAACCAGUUCAGACUUCACACCUGAAGAUUUUUGUUUACAAGUUGUUCGUCUAUAUAGAAAAAAUACUAAAGACUCAACGUGUUCCAAUUAUUGUUGGAGGGUCGAAUUCGUAUAUUGAAAAACUUGUGGAAGAUCAUGUGUUCAUGUUCAAAUAUAAGUAUGAUAGUUGCUUUAUUUGGAUUGAUGUUGAGCAAUCAGUCUUGAACCGUAGAGUUGACAUGAGGGUUGAUCAAAUGGUCAACGCAGGGCUAGUGGAUGAGGUGCGACAGAUUUUCAUUCCAAAUGCAAAUUACACCAAAGGAAUCCGACGGUCCAUCGGUGUCCCUGAAAUGGACAUAUAUUUAAGGGAAGAAACAAAUAUAGACGGAGAUGAUGAAUCAAAGCAGAUGAUUCUUCAAGCUUCAAUUUCAAGUAUCAAGCGUAAUACUCGUAUGUUAAUUUGUAACCAACUUGACAAGAUUAAACGAUUAAUAAGCGAGAAAAUUGGUCUGUGCAUCAUAUUGUUGCUACGGUCGUUUUCAAAGAAGAUAGAGAAGAAGAUCUUGACGAAGCAUGGACAAAUACUGUUUUGCAACCAUGCCUAG
Molecule: messenger RNA, 738 nt
Organism: Solanum pennellii
Lineage: Eukaryota; Viridiplantae; Streptophyta; Magnoliopsida; Solanales; Solanaceae
Product: adenylate isopentenyltransferase 7, mitochondrial-like
Exons: 3
Coding region: 1-738 (245 amino acids)
Biological process (GO): cytokinin biosynthetic process; tRNA modification
Cellular component (GO): mitochondrion
Molecular function (GO): tRNA dimethylallyltransferase activity
Source: RefSeq, a predicted model, not a curated record